UGACACGCAGUGUUGUGACGACAAGGGUCAGUGAUCAAUAAAGGAUGCUAUCAACAUCACAUCACAUGUGUAGGUGUCUCUGAAAUUUGUUUUCGGCAAGUUGACCGUCUCCACGUGAUAGCAUUUGUCGAUGUUUUUAUAAGUCGGUACUUUGUCCCGCGAAAACUAAAUAUCUGGAUUGGUGUGAAAUGAGAUGACAAUGAAGAAAGCUUGAUUCAUUACGGCGUCUUCUCUCAAUGGAAAGGAGAGGAAUCAGACAGCUCUGGGUAACCGCAUAAGCAUUCCACAGUCAACCACACAAUAAAACAAGACUAAAAGUCAAACAAAUGAGUGUAAAUUCAAAGGCGGAAAAUGUUGAACAACAACUCAUCGGCCAGGAACCUAACGGAGUCCAAAACUUCUUCAGAAAAUCACCUGUGUUCGCUAUUGAAACAAGUCCAAAAGGGAAACGACAUCUCCUUUGAAGAAUUUCGCUCAGUGUGUGCUUUCAUCGCAUUUACGAACACUUUCAUGGCAAUCAUUGCUAUACUUGGAAACGGUGUGAUUAUUUCAGCUUUUCAUCGCUCUGAAUCACUAAGAACACCAUCCAACUUACUCUUGCUUGGUUUGUCAGUUUGUGACUUGUUGGUUGGUUUAGUUACUCAGCCUGUUUUUACAGCCGAAGUAGCUUUAGUUGCGGCAAAUUCAGACGUGGCUUGCCGGUUCAAAGAUUUCUAUGUAAUAUUCCUAUUCUCGUUCUCACUUGCGUCGAUGUUGCUCGUUUGUUUGAUCACCGUCGAACGUACAUUUUCCAUAAUCCACCCUUUUAAACAUCAUCGCUUUUUAAACAAAAGUCGAGUUGCAACAUUUUUCCUUGUGUUUUGGAUUUGUUGGACGUUGCUGACCGUGUUCACUCGACGCGAGCAUGGCGGAGGUAUUAUUGGCUACUCACGCAUGGGGUUGGUUAUUUUUAGCACUCUGGUGGUGUUUUUCAUAAACAUUCGACUGUGGAUGGAAGCUCGGAGACAUUCUGAAGUGAUUUCAAGGAUGCUUCAACACUCGUUACAGAUGUCUUUACAAAGUCACUCGACGUCGCAGGAGACCGUGACCGAAAAUGCAGAUACUCACAUGAGAAGGAAAUUCAUACGAAAUGCUAAGGCAGCUAAGAUAGUUUUGUUAAUCAUCGGUUUCAUGGUUUUGUGCAAUUUACCACUCAUAGCAACAUUCACUGCGCGUAAGUUUUACGAUAUGCGCGGACGAGUUAUGACUUUACUUUGGUUCGCUUCAAACACAUUUGUAUUAAUGCCUGCUAUACUUAACCCAGUUGUUUAUUUCUGGCGCAAAAAAGAGUUCAGGGUCUCUGCGAGAAGGAUGUUUGGUUUGCAUAAUGCCGUUGGAAUGCAAGCCAGACGGCAAUGAGCACCUUACUGCAAGUUCUCUUUCCUUAAAAAUGCGUUGGAUUUUGGGCUGUUCGAAUCAUAAAUUUAGAGGUCGUUUAAAAUCAUGCGACUUUGCUGUAAAUUGUGUAUUACAUAGUUCAAUGUGCUCGAGACUUUCUACCUAUAAUUUUUUUUUUUCAAGUGUUGUUCUGAAUACACUUGCUUCCAGCUACCGUAAAAGAGGGGACUGAAUGGGGAAUGCAAAUCUGCAGGUCCGCUGUGAUUUAAUAACCAAAUCCGUAAAUCCUCUAAAAAAAAAAUUUUUAAUCUAUUUGCUUCUUAACAACUCGCUUCGUGAAAAACCCGCGUACCUUCAGCUUUUGUGUGUUAGCUAAACAAUUUUUAAAAAAUCUUUCUCACGCUUUUUAUAAGACCUCUUUAAACCAAUUUUUAAACAAUUUUCAGUUUGAAAAAAUUUUAAAAACAAUUUUAAAAUUAAAGUAGUGAGCAGCACUCGGCGAGAGGUUGUUGUAAAACUUGUUUUAUUCUCCGAAGCGUUUGGUCAAACUGUUCACGGUAGACUUCUGUAGGGAGUUUUACAAGUGAACCGACACUGGAGACGCCUGUAUCUAUAAGCCAUAGUCAGCGGCUAUUAGGUGGGCAAAAGAACAUAAAGGCUUACCGCCGAUUUACGAACAAGAACAAGCGAAUUUGUGAAAGAUCUUUAAAGCAAGGUGAGAAAAAGAUUUUUAGUGACAUCUUAAACUUCCUACUGAUCUGCUGAUCUACGUGCGACGUUGAUCAGGAAGGGGUUCGUCAGAGAUUUUGUCUGGUCUCAAUCACUAAUCUUCCUAAUCUCCUCUCUCCAAGCGCUCUUGGUAUACAAUGAAAACAAGCCCGAGAAACUGGUUAAAAACCGUGCAGGGAAGACUACUUCUAUCUGGCUGAGACGCUUUUGAAAUAUAAACUUUUUUCACGUAAUUUCCUUCUCAAAAUCUCCAUUUACCCUUGAACUGUACAAA
Messenger RNA from Stylophora pistillata, 2380 nucleotides. Its product is annotated as beta-2 adrenergic receptor. Gene Ontology annotation, biological process: G protein-coupled receptor signaling pathway. Gene Ontology annotation, molecular function: G protein-coupled receptor activity. The record is from RefSeq and is a predicted model, not a curated record. Gene Ontology annotation, cellular component: membrane. NCBI's taxonomy places the organism in Eukaryota, Metazoa, Cnidaria, Anthozoa, Scleractinia, Pocilloporidae.